CUUGUCCGCCCCGUCGGGGCCAGUGCCGCGCCCGAUGAAUGGAGUCGCCUUUUGUCUGGUUGGGAUCCCGCCGCCAAAGAGCCCCGAGGAGAGCCGGAGCCGGGACGGGGAAAGCGGCUCGCGGCCAAAACUGGUCCAGAGAGAUGGUACAGCCACAAAUGCCAAUGCGCCCCCUGUGGAGUCCUUUCCCUGGGUGGGGCCAAAGACAGUGGUGCUACACAAGAACUUGCAGGGCGGUUAUGGCUUCACCCUCCGGCAUUUCAUUGUCUAUCCCCCAGAAUCAGCUGUACAUUCCAACGUGAAGGAAGAAGAAAAUGGAAACAGAACAGCACCUCCACGGAACCGUCUGGAACCCAUGGACACCAUCUUUGUCAAAAAUGUAAAGGAAGAUGGGCCAGCACACAAGGCUGGUCUCCGGACAGGAGACCGACUGGUUAAAGUGAACGGUGAAAGCAUCAUUGGGAAAACUUAUUCACAGGUUAUCAGCCUCAUUCAGAACUGUGAAGAUGCUUUGGAACUUUCCAUCAUGCCCAAAGAUGAGGAUAUUCUGCAACUGGCAUAUUCUCAAGAUGCAUACUUAAAGGGUAAUGAACCAUACUCUGGAGGGGCACAGAGCAUUCCUGAGCCACCACCAGUAUGCUAUCCUCGUAAAGGUUAUCCGUUCCAGUCAAGACCCUCUCCUCGGGAUGUUUCAGCAGCUGAGACUUACCAGGGACAACAGGUGGAUAAUAGGCAGUCCUACCAUUCAGGAUCCUCAGGCCCAUCUUCUCCUUUGAAUAGCACUGCAAUCCACAAAACUCAUCCAAGUGCCUGGACUGAAUCCAAACAGAAUUUCAGUAGCAACCAUUCCAGUCCUGCCCACUGUACAGAGGAGGUCCAGUAUGGAAUGACUCAGCGGGCACCUAUUCCAAGGCAUAUCCCAGCUUCUGGUUCUUUCUCCCACUACUCCAAUAGCAGUUGUCCAGGUUCUAUAGCCUCCCCCUCACCUUACAUUCCUCCCACUUACUCUAUGCCCAACCACGGCUGCUAUGGACCCCCCAAACAUCUUCCUGAUCAUCGCCCUCAUGGUGGAUUGAAAGAUGCUCACCGUGAGGGCAGGCCCUCCCGGGAAUGCAUUGGAGCUGGACCCAAGUCUGUCAGUCGUCUAGAAUGCCAACAGGCCUUGUCCAACUGGAUCUCAAGCCAAGUGCCACGCCGAAGCUCUUCAGAGGAGCGGUGCAGUGCUAUGCCACCUCGCUACCGAAGUAUAUCACAAGACCAUCUGGGAGAUGUUCCAUCCUCUCGGGGAUGGUCUCAUAGUGCUUCCCAAGAAACUUUAAUCCAGCCUUCAGCUCAUGAUAGCUGGAGUUACCGGGCAAGGUCAGAUAACUAUCUGGUGAAAUACGGGCAGUCCAUGGAAGCUCUUGAACAGGCUGACUUGAUUUCUCCCAGUUAUGGGAGGUGUAUAUUGCCAUCAGACAGGUUUUACCAGCAUGGGCAAAUUAACCGAGCCCAGCCUAAUCAUCCAAGUACUUGUAUUCCUUCUGUCUCUUCCAGAGAUCCUCCCUCUGUACAUGUGCAAAAACACCCUUCUCAGCCCAACCUCCAGAGCAUUGAUGACUCUGGUUAUAUUGGCUACCGAAGCUACAGCCCUUCAUUCCAGCGUCGGACUGGCUUGCUCCAUGCUCUUUCUUUCCGCGAUGCUACUUUUGGUGACCUUCCAACAUUUAAUAUUUCUCAAAGGCAGUUAAGUCAAUCAACACCAUCUUAUGUUGAGAAGUCUUUGCCUACUGCUGUGCUCCCAAGUGCUCCUUCUACUUGUCCAGACCCUUUCCUGGUCAGCAGCCCAGAGAUCCUGAUGGACCAAAGAUCAGCCAAGCAGGAGAAUGAUGUGAAACCUUUUGAGCAGAUUUCUCCCUCUCAAGCUAUGGAACCAUUGCAGCCUGAAGCUGAGGAAAGAAAAGAUGAGGUGGUUCUUCGACAAAAGCCCCCAACUGGACGUAAAAUGCCUCCUCCUGCAAGACAGAUGAAUUUUGUCUUCCCCAGUGAUCUAAAGGAAACAGACAUUUGCGAUCCCCCGGCGCCGGCAGCCGGUAAAGAAAACAAGAGGGGUGUGGCCCCUUUAGCUACACCAGAGGAUUCCCUUGCAUUCAUCCCAUUUAUUGAUGAACCAACAAGUCCCAGCAUUGAUCUGAAGGCAAAACACAUCCCUGCUUCCUCUGUUGUUUCCAGUGCCAUGAAUUCUGCCCCGGUGCUCUCAGCUAGCCCUUCUUCACCUACCUUCACCUUUGCCAUGAAUCGCCAUUAUUCCCAGGAUUGCAGUAAUAUCAAAGCCAGCCGCCGGUCUUCCUACCUCUUAGCCAUAACCACAGAACGCUCCAAGUCAUGUGACGAUGGUCUGAACACAUUUCGGGAUGAGGGGAAACUGUUAAGGAGGUUGCCAAGUCGUGUGCCAAGCUUACGUAUGCUAAGAAGCUUCUUUACUGAUGGAUCUUUGGAUAGCUUGGGUACCUCUGAAGACACACGUUCAAAGCGGCAUUCAACCUCUGAUCUUUCGGAUGUCACUUUCAGUGAUGUGAGGAAAGAGGGCUGGCUCCAUUAUAAACAGAUCCUCACCAAGAAAGGCAAAAAAGUUGGCGGAGGCAUCCGGCAGUGGAAGCGGGCCUUUGCUGUUCUGCGUGCACACUCGCUCUACUUAUGCAAGGACAGGCGGGAGGCUGUGGCCAUUGCCCCGCCCCCAGGUGAGGAGGAGCAGCCACCAAUCAGCAUCCGAGCGUGCCUGGUAGACAUCUCCUACAGUGACACCAAGAGGAAGCACGUCUUCCGGCUGACGACCGCUGACUUCUGUGAAUGUCUCUUUCAGGCCGAGGACCGGGAUGACAUGCUGGCCUGGAUUAAAGCCAUCAGGGAGAGUAGCAAAGCCGAGGGCGAGGACCCUGGGUUUGCAAGCCAAGCACUGAUUAAUAAGAAACUAAACGAUUACCGAAAAGUGAGCUCCUCUGGGACCAAACCAGACUCUUCCCCCAAAGGUCUUCGAGUAUCAGGGAUGAAGUUAGAAGGGCAGAAGCAGAUGGGAAUAGCUCCACCCUGUUCCCCACGCCAGGAUGCAGUAACAGUAAAAGAUGACAUUGUUCCUCAGAAAGCCCCUUGGGGCAUCAACUUAAUGAAGAAGAGCAAGAAACCUGCUCCAAGGGCUUUUGGUAUAAGGCUAGAAGACUGCCAGCCAGCUCCUGACAAGAAAGUCCCCCUGAUUGUGGAAGCCUGCUGCAAGGUAGUGGAAGACAAAGGUUUGGAAUACAUGGGCAUCUAUCGAGUCCCAGGAAACAAUGCUGUGGUAUCCAGCCUACAAGAACAACUAAACAAAGGGGCUGCAGAAAUCAAUUUGCAAGAUGAGAGAUGGCAAGAUUUGAAUGUCAUUUGCAGCCUCUUGAAAUCCUUCUUCCGGAAGCUCCCAGAGCCACUGUUUACCGAUGAUAAAUACAAUGACUUUAUUGAAGCCAACCGGAUUGAAGAUGCCAGCGAAAGGAUGAAGACCUUACGCAAACUGAUCCAUGAUUUGCCAGGCCAUUAUUAUGAGACCCUCAAGUUCCUGGUGGAACACCUCAAGACAAUUGCAGAUCAUUCUGAGAAGAAUAAGAUGGAGCCGCGGAAUCUUGCCUUGGUAUUUGGUCCCACUCUUGUUCGAACGUCGGAGGAUAACAUGACUGACAUGGUGACGCAUAUGCCUGAUCGCUAUAAAAUUGUGGAGACCCUCAUACAGCACUCAGACUGGUUUUUCAGUGACAAGGAGGAAAAAGGUGAAAAGACCCCUAUAGACGAACAAGAGGCCCAAUCAAUGCCAAAUAUCGAGUACCUUCUGCCCAACAUUGGAAGGACAGCAGUGCCCGGGGAUGCUUCAGAUUCAACCAACAGUGGAUCAGCUAAAUCAAAGGCUUCAUGUGGCUCACGGAAAGAGCACUACCAUAAAGAGAUGCUUGCCAUCUCCUUCAUCUCAGCUGUCAACCGCAAGAGGAAGAAGCGGAGAGAGGCCAAGCGUUUUGGGAGCAGCACAGAUGAUGAUUCUGAGCAUGAGUCAGCUGUCAAGAGAGACGAGGAGGAGGAAGAAAUGACUCAGGAGGAAGAAAGAGAGGCUGAAAGAUUCGGGAGCAGCAGCAGAGCUCCAGCGCCUGAUGUGCAGAAUGUUUUGCAGAGCUGUGCAAAACAAGAAGCAGAGCAAGAGGAAAGGAAGGUAGUGGCACCCCGAGGAAGCCCAGAGCUGGCCUUGGAUGCCCGCUCGAUUGUAUCAGGUUACUCCACCCUGUCCACCAUCGAUCGCAGCCUGUGCUCUGAGGUGCAAUCAGUAGCAGAGAGCCGUGGGGAGGAGGCAGAUGAUGAGCGGAGUGAAUUUAGCCACGUGGAGACGGACACUGAGAAUAGCUUUGUGCCAAAGCAGGCUGGGGUGCUUCCCGAAAGAGCUGGCAUGGCAGCAGUGGAGGAAGGGGGGGCUGCUGCAUCUGAAAAGGUAUCGCACAACCGAACCUCCUUUAGUUCCCAUCACCUCAUGCAGUGUGACACUUUGGCACGGCGCAAGCUUUUGCGGCCCCGACCCAACAGUGGGACCUCUUCCAAGGGUAGCACUGAUGUCCCAAGUUCUAGCUCCCCGGGCAGUCAAGAGUCACUGCAGCCCAUGGGUGUCCCAGAGGUCCACACCCGGCUUUCCCUCACAGAACAACUUCGACUCCGCCUCCGCGGCUCUGCAGAUGACAUGCUGGCAGUGCGCCUGCGAAAGCCACACUCACCUGAGACACGGCGCAAGAAGAACAGUUGGCGGCGCCAUACUGUGGUGGUCCCUGGUGGCCUCAAAGACCUCAACUAUGAAUGGAAGGAACAACAUCUAUUGGGGACUACUGAGGCUGGUCCACUAGACUCCUCAAGCAGAGGUGCCCUAAGGGACAACAAGGACUCUGGGAUUAGCAGCCUAGAGUCAACCAAACCUCGGUCUUCCUCAACCACACCGGGGAACCUGGCAGCUCCUAACCAGCAGAGCGAGCUGCAGCAUCGUAAAGGCAGCUCUGAGGGGCGUUCAGCUCCCCGACGUACAGCCUCUUUACGUUUCCACCAAUGUCUUUAGGUAGCCUUUCAUUGAAGCUCUUGUUAGAAUGGCUGAAAGGAAAACUUGGCUUGCCCAUGACAACAGCCUUGACUUGAGAAUGGAGGAGGGUGCUCAUAGGUGCUCCCAGUACCGGCCUUACUUGUCUUUUUUGAUACCUCGAUCUGCAGUGGAGCAAGAGACUCUCCUCCUACCUACCCAACCCCCAGCCUUGCUUUCUGAUUCCCCCGGUAUUAAUUUAAUCACACUGCAGCUUUGUGACUUGUGAAUUUAUUUAUUCCCCUCCUUCCUCCUUCCCACAGGGUGGCAGUCAAAAAAAAAAAAAAGCUGAGGUAGGUCUGAUGUAAGGAGGACCAUUCAUUCAGCUCAUAGGAAGAUCUUAACUUGGGAUUGACUGGAGUUGCCUAGUUGAUGAGAUGAGCAGCUUCAUUCCUGCUUCAAAACGCUGGUCUGCACAUGAGGGAUGUUUUUGAAGAAGGAAAAGUUCAGAAACCAGAAUUGCUCCAGUUAAUUAUCUCUUAAUUCUUAUUCUCUAAUUUUCACCAGUCCAUGUUACCUCUGUUCUGUAUUUAACUGAAAGAGGGCUUGGAGCUGGGGAAUUCAGAUUAGAGUUGUUUCCAUUUAACCAUUGUUGACUUCUGCCAUUGGGUUCACAUUUACAUGAUGGAUUCCAUUCUACCGAAAGUUCUUCUCACUGUUAUCUAAAUGGCAGUUGAUAAAGUUGGGAGGCUUUGAAUAUUCCCCUAAAAAUACCCACUGCUCCUUCUCUGUAUUUCCCCUAGAAAAGCAAAUCCCCAAUCUUCCAUCUACCAUGCCUUGGCCUUUAUCAGGUUCCUACAGGGAGGGCUGUAUCCUCUUGAGUUCUAGCACAUACAUCAAAGUCUUGUGGACAUGUGCAGACUCAGCCUAUGUAUGGUAUGGUCUCAGCUGCACUUGAAAACUCUUUCAUGUGAAAAUUGCAGAGCCAUAAUGGUCCCUUGAGUGCAUAGCCUCUCCCAGAUUUAAAGGGCACUGCUGUUCUCCUCUUCCUAUUAAAGCGAUAUCAUCUCGAAUUCUCAAAAGUCACAAAGAGAUCUGUGGCAUCAUAGUGUCCAAUGUAUUGCAGCAUAAUCUUUGAAAGCUUUGGCUGCAGUAAAUCUGCUGGUGUUUAACAGCAUUGCAAAAUGCCUUGGUUUUGCUGCAAGACUAACAUGAGAUAUACAAUUGAUGAUACAAAUUCUAAAUGAUAGUACUAAAUGAUACAAUUCAGUGUGCCUUUAAGGAUAUAGUCCCCUUUUUCGCUUAGCUCAUCUAAGAUUUUCUUGUAAAUCUUAGCUAAGGAUAUGAACCUUUUUCAGACUGAUUUCUCCUUUCAGAUUGUGACAGUAUCCCCAUCUGAAUAGCACUCUCUACUCCAGUGUUUCUCAACCUUGGCAACUUUAAGAUGUGUGGACUUCAACUCCUAGAACUGGGAGCUGGCUGGGGAAUUCUGGGAGUUGAAGUCCAUAUAUCUUAAAGUUGCCAAGGUUGAGAAACGUUGCUCUACUCCUAUCCCCUUGUAACAGGUUGUACAGUCCAGCAUGUCUUCAGGAAGUGAUUAACACCGUUAACACUGUACUGUGUGCAGAAUCCAUGAAGGCAGUAUUUUAAGGAGAAAAAUGAGCUUAUGCAAAUGAUAAUUGUGUGGAGUGAAUCACCCGCUCCCUAAGGUGGCACACGUGUACCAUGUUUUGGUUAAUGGUGCUUUUCCAGGUAAUUUGCCUCCCACGUUCAUUGGGGGAAAGGCUGAGUGCAGGCGCUGUGUGAUUUCUUAGGGUUGGGGAAGAGCAACAAGAGGUGGGGGAGAAACACACCAGGGCCCUGUGCAGAUGUGCCAAAAAGGAGCCUCAGUGACUUUUUAAAUCUUCCUUUUAGGGUUCCCAGAGCGUAAGUUGAUACGAUUCCAUUCAAGCCUUUGUUACAAUGAAGGGCUGAAAUGUCAAGUCCAUGCCACCUUCUGCUUUACUGGUAUCUUCCACAAUUCACUGUCUCUCACAAAAAAGCAAUAUUUUAUUUUUCAUGGUGCUACAUUUAUUUUCAACAGUGUCUUCCUCUUCUUAGUUUUCUCACUAUACCGUAUGGAAGUAAACCAAGGAGUUGCUUAUUUAUAUGUUGCAGAUCAAGUAGGUUUUCCCAUUUGCUACUCCUUGCAAUUCCUUCAAAAUGAGAGACUUACAGUUGUUUUUACCUUGUGGAUAUAAAACAUUCCCACCACCUCCUGUCUCUGUAGAAUUUCAUUUGGUCAUAAAAGCAGGAAGUACUCUUGCGGUGAAUAAAUAUGAGAGAUAAUCUUUAAGAUACAUGUUUUGGUGUGUAAUAGUUACUACUUCACCCCUUGUGCCUCAAUACAAAAAUGUUAUCCCUUUGGAAGAAGUUGCAUAACUCUUACGAAAAAAAAAAUGUUGCUGUGAAAUAACUUUCUCCAGUUGCUUGUCAAGACCCUUUUAACACUUGACUAUAUUUGAACCGAAGAGGAAUAACAAAAAAGUCAUUUUGUGGGAACCCAAAUCAAAAUCCUGACACUCCUGAAGUUCGGUGUGUGCUCAGAGCAAACUGCUGUGUAACAGCACAGCCUAUUUCAAAGGACUGUUGUGGGGUCCAACAGGCUCUUUUUCGCUCCUUGCAAAAAAGGGGGGGAAAAAACUAAUAGAAAAAAUGGCAAAUUUGUUUUGAAUUUCAGUAUUUGCGGAUGGAUUUCAAAAUUAUUAUCCCUGAAUGAAAAGGAAAUAUCAUCUUCAUGGAAAUAACUCCCUCACCACAAGUUGUUUUGUUUUGUUUUUGUACCACAUUCCAGGUAUUACACACUGAUAUUUCAGUUGUAACACCAAAUAAUAAGGCAUCAGUAAUCCCAACCCCACCUCAGUCCAUCGCCUUACAACCCUCCCGUAUAACAGGUCGGGCAGUCAGACUGUAGUUCAUGUCCAAUUUCUUUCCAGUCUUUUCCUUCAGCAGGAAACAGCAAUGGGACCACGUGCUCUGCCUCAAACACUUACUUCACUGCUUCCUUCAUGCCUUGAAUUAAUCAGGGCUUCCUAAAUAGAUCCAGGCUCAAAAGUGAAUGGAUUAGAGGCAAAGCCUCUAUGCAACAGAAGGGGCAAGGGACAAGGCGAUCUGAAGGUGCCUUGAUUGAGGAUAGGAUAGGCCUUGCUGAUGUUAAAUGCAACACUUCAAUUGCUACACCACACUGGUCAUAGACAUGGUCUACUAUGUUUUUAAUUGUAAUCUGGCUAGCUCAUUCCACUAGGUCUGUGAUGGCUGUUUUUUUAUAUGAAGCAGUAGCAGCAGGUACACUCUGGGUGCAGAUGUCGCCAUGAAGAAAUGCUCUUGUAUCUGGGCUCUUCCAGAUAUGGGUGCAUUAAAGUUGCCGGACCCCCCCCCCAUAUCAGUUGAGAGCAUCACUGGGCACUAACUAUCACACUUUGUCCCAAUUCUAUCCCGUUGCCACUGCAGGGUUGUGAGCAGAGAACGUUCAUUUUCAGGAAAUAAGUGUCGCUACAGACGCAGCAGUCGGGCCAAAACAGAAUGGCAAUGAGUUGCAAACUUGCCAACCUGAUAAUC
This is a messenger RNA of Python bivittatus (Burmese python), 8644 nucleotides long. RefSeq names its product Rho GTPase activating protein 23 (gene ARHGAP23). Lineage: Eukaryota; Metazoa; Chordata; Lepidosauria; Squamata; Pythonidae. The record is from RefSeq and is a predicted model, not a curated record. Gene Ontology annotation, biological process: signal transduction. Gene Ontology annotation, molecular function: protein binding.